AUGUCGUCCAUGACCACUAACGGCACCAACGGUGACGCCAGCGCCAAUGGCGAGGUGGACAUCCAGAAUCUGGGCUUUGUCGAAACUCCCAAGGUGGAGGGGGAGUGGACAGUCGAGAAAGCUCUGGAUGCCUCCCCAGGGACUGCGACCUCGGCGGGCUCCAGCUCACCGCUCCCGUACUUCCACAUGAUUGAGCGCCUCAAGACGACGAAGCGCGAGGGUUGGCGACGCUUCGGCAUCGAAAGAGGAGAAUCCAUUGCCGACCACAUGUACCGCAUGUCCCUUUUGUCAAUGCUUGCGCCCCCGGCCCUUGCGCCUCGGCUCGACCUCGCUCGUUGCAUGAAAAUGUGUUUGAUACACGACAUGGCCGAGUCCCUCGUCGGUGACAUCACGCCCGUCGACGGCGUGCCCAAGACGGAGAAGAACCGCCGCGAGGCGGACACAAUGGACUACAUCACCAAGACGCUGCUCGGCGGCGUGUAUGGGGGCCUGGCCGGUGCUGAGAUCCGGGAGAUCUGGCAGGAGUACGAGGACUCGAAGACGAUCAACAGCCACUUUGUGCACGACCUGGACAAGAUGGAGCUGCUUCUCCAGAUGAUGGAGUACGAGAAGCGCGGCCAGGGCAAGCUCGACCUGGGAGAGUUCGCUUACGUCGCCACAAAGUUCUCGCUGCCCGAGACCAAGGAGUGGGCCGAAGCGCUACUCAAAGAACGGGAGCAGUUCUGGGGUGCUCAGAAGCACGUUCACGGCGAGGCGGGCGUUGAGGGCGGUGUCAAGGAAGACAGGAAAGAGCAACAGGACAGCUACUACGAGCGCAGCUGA
Molecule: messenger RNA, 822 nt
Organism: Colletotrichum graminicola M1.001
Lineage: Eukaryota; Fungi; Ascomycota; Sordariomycetes; Glomerellales; Glomerellaceae
Product: HD domain-containing protein
Exons: 3
Coding region: 1-822 (273 amino acids)
Cellular component (GO): cytoplasm
Molecular function (GO): 5'-deoxynucleotidase activity
Source: RefSeq, a predicted model, not a curated record